Molecule: messenger RNA, 304 nt
Organism: Acaulospora colombiana
Lineage: Eukaryota; Fungi; Glomeromycota; Glomeromycetes; Diversisporales; Acaulosporaceae
Source: the annotation of a GenBank genome assembly
AUGAUCACCAUCAAAGACCUAAUCGGCGAUCUCCCCGAAAUAGACACCGGAAUUUAUUGGGAUCCAGCGUACCCCGAUCAUAGGACACAUAAUUCGACCUUGAAAUCCAGGGAGAUUCUUCGUAGAGUACCUGUAGAUCCUCCCACGAGUGACUACUAUUAUGCUCGAAAGCUUAACCUUAUCCCCAGCAUUCAUUCUAACGCUGCUUACGACUUAAAAAUGAAAAAAUACCCGACGUGCAAUUAUAAAUAUUGCCAGCGUAUCGAUGGGAAUGAUGUAUUCGUUACCAUCUGUACCGUCAUGA